AUGAAGCUGAAUUGCGAAGUCAUUCGAACUUACGAUGAAUUCAAAAAGGCCCGCGAACAUGAAAAGAAGUUUAAGUACACAUCGGACAUGGACACUUCGGAUGUAACCAUUCAGAUGGGUCGUAACCAUCCUCGUCGAAAGAAUACCAGAGAACAAAGUUCUCCCUCUCCAUCAGUCCAUCACCGAAAAAACCAAGGCGACACCCCGUGCCUUGUUCCACUUAACUCCAGAGCUCGUACCCCAGCAUCCCGCACCUGUCCCGUCUACAUCCAACCAGCCCGUAUAUAUGACGCCGCAGACUGUGCACCAUCUGCCGCAGUACGCUUUGAACACCGCUCCGGAGAUCCCUAUGUNGUUUUAUCCCCACCAUCUGCCCCUUUCUUCCAAACCCCAGGAAUCGCAGCACUGCUCCAGCAGAACGAACAGCUGCAUCGAAAAAUGGACGCAAUGGCGGACGAUCUUCGAUACCUGAAGAUCCGCAUUUGA
Opisthorchis viverrini is the source of this 486-nucleotide messenger RNA. RefSeq lists its product as hypothetical. The record is from RefSeq and is a predicted model, not a curated record. Bases 1 to 486 code for a protein of 161 amino acids. NCBI's taxonomy places the organism in Eukaryota, Metazoa, Platyhelminthes, Trematoda, Opisthorchiida, Opisthorchiidae. The transcript has 4 exons.